GCAUCUCAAUACUACAGUUGAAAGGUCGUGGCUUGACAGGGAUGGAUGCCACAUGUGUGUGUUGAUGUCGGUGUGUUGUUAUGCUGUAAUGUGGACACACUGUGUGGGCUCUUACGCAGGUUGUUAUUGGUUUUGAGCGGCAAUACGGCAUUGGAAGACGUGCCAUCGACGUGUCUUGCCCUGAAUGCAAAAUGCGGAAUCUCAAGUUAUUAAAGAGCCUGUGCAAUGCCGAGUUGUCCCACAGCGCCGGUAGCCCUCUGUGUGUUGCUGUGCGCUCUGACACCGACUCAUUACUCCUGGCUUCCGAGUUCUCCAUCAUUGAAUUCGACCCAAGAACUGGUCAGGUGGUGAACGAUGUCUCGCUGACAGAGGAGGGUUACAUGCCCGACGAUGGCAGUGGGAAGCUGGUUGGGAUACAGGAGCUGGCCGAACUGGAGUCUGUGUGUGUUGCCACGGCCACCGGUGAUGUCAUCCUCUACAACCUGACUACCAAUGAGGUAGAAUGUGUUGGCAGUGUUGAGAGCGGCCUUACCUCCAUGAGCUGGAGUCCGGAUGAGGAACUGGUAGCACUCACCACUGGCCAGCAGACCGUUAUCAUGAUGACCAAGGAGUUUGAGCCAAUCACAGAGGUGGGCAUCCACCAGGAUGACUUUGGUGAAGGAAAGUUCAUCACUGUUGGAUGGGGGAAGAAGGAGACCCAGUUCCACGGCUCUGAAGGGAAGCAGGCAGCCCAGAAGAAAAUGCUGGAGGUGCAGCCGGCCAUGGCCUGGGAUGACCGCCGGCCCCGGGUGUCGUGGCGGGGGGACGGCCAGCUGUUUGCCGUCAGCGCUGUGUGUCCCCAGACGGGGGCCCGGCGUGUCCGGGUGUGGAGCCGAGAGGGGGUUCUGCAGGCCACCAGCGAGAGCCUCAACGGGCUGGAGCAGGCCCUCUGCUGGAGACCCUCGGGGAGCCUGAUCGCGUGCACCCAGCGCCACCCCAACAAGCACAGCGUGGUCUUCAUGGAGAAGAACGGCCUGCUGCACGGCGACUUCACCCUACCCUGCAGCAGAGACCAGGCCAAGGUGAAGGAGCUGCUGUGGAACAGCGACUCCACGGUCCUUCUGGUGUGGUUGGAGGACGUGCACUCAGGGGCAGACGGACACAUCAGUACCGAGCUGCAGCUGUGGGCGGUGGGGAACUACCACUGGUACCUGAAGCAGAGCCUGGCCUUCGGCCGGGACCCCCAGCGGGCGCCGGCCUGCGUGCACUGGGACCCCCAGCGCCCCCUGAGGCUCCACGUGGUGACGCGCGGCUGGGCCAGCCUGACGUACGACUGGGGCUGGGCCACGGACCGCAGCACCGGCCUGGACGCCAGCGACAACGCCAACGUGGCCGUGAUCGACGGAGACAAGAUCCUGGUGACCACCUUCCGCCAGGGGGUGGUGCCUCCGCCCAUGUGCUCCUACGAGCUCCAGCUGACCUCUCCGGUCAACCUGGUCACCUUUCUGUGCCAGACCCAGAAGAGCAAUCACCUGGCAGCCAUGACGGCAGACGGGCAGAUAUCAGUCUUCGGCCCCGACUCUGGGAAACCGUCUACCGAGCGACCGGGGGGGUUCAGAGUGGUGUCCCUGCCCCUGGUUCUACGCAACACCUACAGCGUGCCGGGGCUCCCAGUGGCCCCUCUAGCCAUCAGACAGCUCCUCUGGCUGAAGGAGGACCUGCUCCUGGGCCUGAGCGCUGGGACGCUGCCUUCGUCCUCCACCCUCCUCUUCCUCAGCCCUGCCCCUCACCCGGAGGCCCCAAACGCCCUCAGCAACAGGCUGGAGGUGGCGGUGGACGGGGUUGUGACGGGCAUGGCGUACAGCUUCCAGAGCAGGACGGUGGCCCUGCAGCUCGAGGACGGCCAGACACGGAGGCUGAUCUGGGAUUCAGAAUGUCCGUCGGUGGAGGACUGGACGGACUUCAGCGGCUGUCCGAUGAACUUCCCGGUCCCGUGUGUGCAGAUGGCUCUCUGCACCGUCAGUGAAGAGGAGAUCCUGCUGGGCCUGACGGACCGAAGCCACCUCUACGCUGGAGAUACCCAGCUGGCCUCCAAUGUCUCCUCCUUUGUGGUCCACGAAGACUUCCUCCUCGUGACCACGCACGCGCACACCUGCCGCUGCCUCCUACUGGGCACGCUGACCGUCAAAGGGCUACAAGAGGCUCUUGGGUCAGACGGAGGUCAGAACGAUGAGACUCUGCGGCGGGUGGAGAGGGGGUCCAAGAUCGUGACGGUGGUGACCCAAGACACCAGGCUGAUCCUGCAGAUGCCUCGGGGGAACCUGGAGACGGUCCACCACCGAGCGCUGGUGUUGGCCCAGCUCAGGAAGCAACUCGACUGCCUCAAAUUCCGUGAUGCGUUCGAGUGCAUGAGGAAGCUGAGGAUCAACCUCAACUUCAUGUACGACCACAACCCCAAGGUGUUCCUGGAGAACGUGGAAACCUUCAUCACUCAGUUGAACUCCAUUAACCACAUCAACCUCUUCCUCACGGAGCUCCGAGAGGAAGACACGACUGGAACCAUGUACCCCAGACCUCUGAACGUCCCAGGGCCGUCUCCCAUGACCAGAGCCAAGAAGUUGGAUGUCGUGUGUGAUGCGUUUCGCCACACGAUGGAAUCAAUGGAUCCGGACAAAUACUGCCUUUCCAUCCUGACCAGCCAUGUGAAGAAGACAGUCCCUGAGUUGGAGAUCGCUCUGCAGAAGGUUCACGACUUGAGAGCAAAGCCCCCUGGAGCUGCAGGUGUGGUAGGGGCUGAAGAGGCCCUGAAGUACCUACUCUUCCUGGUCAACGUCAACGACCUGUACGACCACUCGCUGGGCACCUACGACUUCGACCUGGUCCUCAUGGUGGCCGAAAAGUCCCAGAAGGACCCCAAAGAGUACCUUCCCUUCCUGAACAAGCUGAAGACCCUGGAGCCAAACUACCAGCGCUACUCCAUCGACAAGCACCUGAAGAGAUACAGCAAGGCUCUCCUUCACCUCAGCAAGUGUGGAGAGGAGCAUUUCCCUGAAGCUCUGGGUCUGGUGAGGGAGCAGAAGCUCUUCAGUGAAGCCCUGGAGCUGUACCCGGCACACAGCCCUCACUACAAGGCGCUGAGCUGUGCCUACGCCGAGCACCUCGUUGCCCAACAGCAGCCGGAGCAGGCGGGCCUGUUGCUAUGGCGCUGUGGCGAGCCGGGCCGCGCGCUGCAGGCCUUCGUCAGCGCUAGCAGCUGGAGGCACGCGCUGUGUGUGGCGCAGCAGGUGCCCCUCCCCCCCGAUCAGCUGUCUCUGCUGGCCAGAGACAUGGCAGAGAGGCUGAUCGACCAGCGGAGGUACGCUGAGGGCGCCCUGCUCCUCGACCAGUACGCUAAGGACUGUGAGGAGGCCAUCUCAGCCCUGAUCAAAGGAGCCGUCUGGGAAGAGGCCCUCCGAUUGGCUUACAGGCACAACCGACAAGACAUCAUCGAGACCGACCUCAAACCUGCGCUCCUAGAAGCCUUCGCUUCCCAUACGUCCUUCCUGGAGAACAACACAGCCCUGUUUGGUCGCCAUAGGAACCGCCUGUCCGUAGUCCUGGAGCUGAAAGAGAAGGCCAGGCUGGAUAUGCUCGACGAGGAUGGACCAGACUGUCCCGAUGCUGAACUCUACUCGGAGGCCAGCAGUGUGAUGAGCAACUCCAAACACUCCAGCAGUAUCUCCAGGAUCUCCUCGAGGUCCUCUAAGAACCGGCGGAAGGCAGAGCGUAAGAAGUGGAGUCUGAAGGAGGGCAGCCCCUUAGAGGACGUCGCGCUGCUACAUGCCCUGGCCGACAUCAUCGGCACCGUGGACAAGAUACGAGAGGAGCUCCACAGCCUCCUGAAGGCCCUGGUUCUGUUCCAGUACGACCGACUGGCCCAGAAGCUGCAGCUGGCCUACGAGGAGGCCCUGCUGAUGAUGGAGGCGGCGAUCCCCGAGGUGUGGUCGGACGGCGGCCCGCCGAGCCAAACCCCGGUCACUGGUCCCGACUCCACAGCCAAUAGCAUCACGGCUUCCUUACAGAACCAAGCCAGGCCCACCAGCCUUCCACUUCCAGACGCUGAGAUGCCCACAGUGCCGAAGAUGAGAAGUGGUGUCAAAUGGAAACUUACGGUUCUUAAGUAGUUUUUUUUUUUUUUUUUUUUUUUGUGUGAAAUAAAAAUGUAUGAGGGUAUCAUAUAAGAACAUGUUGAAAAUUCUCGUGUCGUUCUUGUCUUAUUUACAAUCGUAGUCCUUGUAGUAGCAGUACAACUUGUUGUAGUAGGUAUUAUUUCCUCUUUUGAGGACAACAUGGUACAUUUUCUUUACAUUGUCAGAAGAGUUCUGCCCUUAGGCAAUGUUUUCCACCCGCGGUCCUGAUUGGCCGUAUUGGGAAGCAAAGGUUUGCUGACUUAUACGCACUCGAUUUUUCAUGGUGAACUUUUCAUUUCAGAUUGCCCAAGGAGUUUUAGAGGAAUGUGGUGCGAUACACAUACAGAAUUUUACUGGGACAUCAAUACUACCCGCACAUGUUGAAUGGGGGUCAGAAGUCGCGGUAGCAUCACCUAUCCACCGAUACCGGAACGAAGAAAGACGGAAGACUAUUUUUAGUAAAGCAAUUCAAGGAGAUGUUUUUAUUGCAAUGCCCCCCUCCCCCCAAUGAGAGCCGUUGGGCUUCUCCUUGUUGUCCUGUUUCUCCAUGUUGAGCUACGGUCUCCCCUCUUCUACGUUAACAUUUGGUCAUGUAUGACCUCUUCAUUCCAGCGGGUGGCUCUGAAGGACCGUUGAGUUGAGCCGUUCGAAGACGGAUUCUAUGAACUUUCAUCUGUGACGUCACAAGUGUGAAGGUCUGCGGAGUACAUCGUAACAGAACCUCGUACUAAAUGUAGUAGGCUACAUCAGAGAGUAUGUGGACGAAUGCUAUUGAUUAUUUUUUUUGUUCUUAUUCCAUUUGUAUGUGAAUAAUUGUCAUAUAUAUAUGAGCCUCUGUUGGGAUAGAGAAACAGGCUAUAUAAUUCUAAGUGCCAUAUUUGCUCUGUUGAAAACUUCCCAUUUGAGCUCGAAAUACCUUAUUAACUUAAGCAGGCCCACAGAAAAAUGCGAUGGAGAUAAUCAUGAUAAAUAAAACGUAGCCUACAAUUAAAAAAUAAAUAAAAUAAAGUAGUGGAGCAUAUUACUAGAUUUGGGCCUAAUACCAAUAAGCAAUCAAUAAAUAGCUAUGUUAUAAUGCAGUCUGUGAGCUAUAUAAAAAAUAUUUUCGGGUUUCAUUAUUUUCCCUAUCUGGCCAUUUUAGAUU
Molecule: messenger RNA, 5292 nt
Organism: Gadus morhua (Atlantic cod)
Lineage: Eukaryota; Metazoa; Chordata; Actinopteri; Gadiformes; Gadidae
Gene: elp1
Product: elongator acetyltransferase complex subunit 1
Exons: 36
Coding region: 192-4142 (1316 amino acids)
Biological process (GO): tRNA wobble base 5-methoxycarbonylmethyl-2-thiouridinylation
Cellular component (GO): elongator holoenzyme complex; cytosol
Molecular function (GO): protein binding; tRNA binding
Source: RefSeq, a predicted model, not a curated record